This is a messenger RNA of Closterium sp. NIES-67, 3169 nucleotides long. NCBI's taxonomy places the organism in Eukaryota, Viridiplantae, Streptophyta, Zygnematophyceae, Desmidiales, Closteriaceae. The record is from the annotation of a GenBank genome assembly.
GAAUGAGAAAUGUAUGAGCUCCCCCCUCCAUAAUAUUCGUUUGAAUGAGCAAGAUUCCUCCUAGACAUUCUAGCAGAUGAGGCAAUCCAUGUACGCGUAACCGCGGCUUCUAGAAUGAAAGGACGUUUACGCUCUCACCAUUGGAGGAUCUUAGUCCGUUGCGGUAAGCUUCCGCCCCUUUUUUCGCCUCGUUGGCGCUUGAUCGCGGCUCGCUCGCCGCCCAAACCUUGCACAGUUGGCGACCAAGCCUCAGGUCUCUUGGUGCUUCCAAGAUCGCAAGCUUUGACGCGACGCGACGCAUGCUGCCGAACAGCACGCUCGUCGCGUCCACUUGACGCCAGUGGGGAGGACUGAACUGAUCUGAAUAUGCUCCCUCCGUGCUCUUUCCUUCCUUUCUUCGCGUCGCUCGGUGCUCUGCUCUUUCCUCCCCUUCUUCUCACAGCUCCCAGAGUCCCACUGCUCCUUCCUUCACGUGUGCUGGCCCUCGCUAGCCCUUACUGGCCGUCGCUGCCUUACCGCAACGGAUCACUGGCUCUCGCAGCUCGCCGCCUCUCAGCUGCCUUGGCUUGCGCCAAUCCCGCGAUGCACGCGCGGGCUCGUGGCAGUACUGCUCCCUGCGAGUUGUAGUAGGGGUAGCACAGCAUGUCUUCCCCAAACCGCUCCCCGCAUCGCAUUGCGUCUUACCGCUUCCCCUUUAGCACAGCUCUUCUUCCCCAAACAGCCCCCCAAUUCCCCCCGCUUUCCUCCAUCUCCCAGUCUCCUCGAUUGCGCGCCUACUAGCGAGAAGGGGGGGAAGGGUGGGGGGGCGCCACAGUGAACCGGACUGAACCGACUCGGAGUAUCGAGUAGAGAUCGCGCAGCCGUGGUCAAAUGAUUCGGGUGCGCUGUCGCUGAGGGGGGUUACUGUGCGCUGUCGCUGAUAGGGGGUUUACUGUGUGCGCUGGGGUUUACUGUGAGCGCUGUCGCGGAGAGGGGAAACAAUUCGCGCGCGCUGACCUCGCCUAAUCCUCGGGCUGUCCGCGAGGCGGCGGCUGGGAGUCAGAGUCGAGCCUUGCUAGAAUAAAUACGGUCGCCGCGACUCCUAGUAGCAGACACCCACGACUCCCACCAAGCGCUAGUAGCUCGUGAAUGUGCUGGAUUCGCGGCCUUUCACUCGCUGUGACAGUAGCAUCCCUACCCGUGAGUGCAUCGUGCAUGCCACAACUUCCAGCAGCUCUUGAAUUCCCAAGAUUCGCCAUUGACUCCGAGUCUCCGUGAGUGGUCGCUCCGACUCGAAGAUACGAUUGCCAGCUGAUACUACUAUAGCACUCCGCUCGCCUUAUACCACCACCAUCACCACCAUCACCACCACGACAUGAACCAUCACCACAACGCCAAGCACCAUCAGCACCACGACAUGAAUCACCAUUGUCGUCGGCACCGCCCUACCCAGCAGCGCGUUGAUGCCGCCGCGUUUCACGCCGGCAGCCCUACCACGACCUUCGGCUUCCCCGCGUCCCCUCCUAGCCUGGUGAAUGCGGCGGACCAUGCGCCCCGUGCUCUUGGCCUGCUGGCGCUACAGCGGCAGCAGCAGCACCAGCUGCAGCAGCUACAGCACCUGCAGCACCUGCAGCACCUGCAGCAGCAGCAGCAGCAGCAGCAGCAGCAGCAGCUGGGGCGGCGGCAGCAGCGGUCGCUGCUGCGGCAGUGGUUCCAUGAUGCCCCUGACGGCCUCGUUGCGUCCUCCUUUGACCGAUUCAAUCAAGUCAACGCCACAGUCAACACCACAGUCAAUGCGGUCAACACAAUCAAUGGAGCUACACGACCCGAAGACUUAGACUCUUUGUCAGCCUCGGGCUCGACUUUGAAACCGGGGUCAGAUUCGAUGCGAGUGGGGAAGGCGAGGGAGGCGCACGUGGGGGAGGUGUUAAUCCGGCGUUCAGGGGACAUCCGAGACAAGUGGAUUCUGCUGAAGCGGGAGAUCGGCAGCGGGCAGUACGGCACGAUAAGGCGAUGCGUGCACCGCCGCACCGGGGAGCACGCUGCAUGCAAGAGCAUCCGGAAAACGAGCUUCCAGAGCGCUGCUGACGUGAAGGCAGUGCGGAAUGAGGUGGCAUUUAUGGAGGAGCUCAAGGGGCAUCCCAAUAUUAUUCAGAUCAAACAGGCUGCGGAGACACAAAAGCACGUGCACGUGGUGAUGGAGAUCUGUGAGGGGGGAGACCUGUUUGACCUCAUCGCCCGCCAUGGAAGGCUCUCAGAACCUUCUGCAGCGCGCAUCUUCAGAUCCCUCAUGCUGGCCCUGCACCAAUGCCACUCGCACGGCAUUGUGCACCGCGAUAUAAAGCCUGAGAACGUUCUUAUAUCGAAUGGUUCUUGUAACGAGGGCAUCGAUGAAGCCAUCUUGAAAAUGUGCCCAGAAUCCCCAGAAUCGCCAGAAACACCAGAAUCACCCGCUGAAUGCAUCAAGCUGAUCGACUUUGGAGUCGCAGCACGGCUCACUCGGGGUGUUCCACUUUCUGACGUGGUGGGCACCCCAGAGUACAUGGCUCCAGAGGUGUAUUCCGAAUCGUACGGGCGUGAGUGCGACGUGUGGAGCGCUGGGGUCACUCUCUUCAUCAUGCUCUGCGGCACGACUCCGUUCGUGCGUGAUAGACGCAACAGCCAUGACAGCUCCAGCAGCAGCAGCAGCAGCAGCAGCAGCAGCAGCAGCAGAAGAAGUAGAAAUGGCAGCAGGAGCAGCAGUGGGGAGGAUGGGGAAACAUCAGGUAGUAAUGGGAUGUGGCGGAGGGUGUUGGAGGCGAGGAGGAGGGGGUUCAGCCACAGCCGGAGGUGGCAGGAGCUGUCGUCAUCAGCCAAGCAUCUCAUCAUUCGCAUGCUCUCUGCUGACCCCAGGAGCCGCAUCACCGUGCAGGAGAUUCUUGAGCACGAAUGGAUUGCGGCCUCUCGGCGGACAGGAGAGACUCAUUAGCUGGUUGUGGCCUGGUUCCAUUAGUCAACAGUUAAUGCUGAAUAGAUACAUCCGCUGUAUAGUAUGAUGGUGGUAAUACAUGUAUAAUAUAUAGAAAACCAUUGCUACAAUAACAUACGUUCUGAUGCAUACUGGCUGAAUAGAGGGAAUGGGGCGUUGUAGGAUAAGUAGACAGGAUUAUUGUAGGUGUAGCGUAUGGUUUUGUUUGGAGGAAUCACGAGU